AUGAUAUUGACAAUGAUUGGUAUAUUAAUGGAGCCAUUAGUAAAUAGUGGUGAUGAGGCUGAAUCUGAAGAAGAAAAUAAUCAAGAAAUCGAAGGAGAAGUAGAUGGUAUUGCUGAAAACAGUAUAUCAAGUCAAAUUGAAGACAAAUCAUAUGAAAAACAAGAAAAUCAUGAAAUUAAAGUUGAAGUUGGAUCUGAUUAUAGUGAUAGUACCAUAAGCCAAAAUAAAGACACAACAUAUGUAAAACAAGAAGAUCAUGGAGCUGGUUAUAAAAAUGUCAAGAAAAAUGAUCAUGAUAAAGUAAUAAAAGAUGAAGAAGAAGAUCAAGAAGUGAGAGAUUUAAAUUAA
Hansenula ciferrii is the source of this 348-nucleotide messenger RNA. RefSeq lists its product as uncharacterized. Bases 1 to 348 code for a protein of 115 amino acids. The transcript has a single exon. NCBI's taxonomy places the organism in Eukaryota, Fungi, Ascomycota, Saccharomycetes, Phaffomycetales, Wickerhamomycetaceae. The record is from RefSeq and is a predicted model, not a curated record.